Molecule: messenger RNA, 1554 nt
Organism: Yarrowia lipolytica CLIB122
Lineage: Eukaryota; Fungi; Ascomycota; Dipodascomycetes; Dipodascales
Source: RefSeq, a predicted model, not a curated record
AUGGUAGCUACACAACUGCUUCGUUUCCAUGGGGAACUCCCCUCCUUGCAGUUUGAAGGGUGGAGAUCGAGGGUGGCAAGUGCGACCACAAGACACGGAUCUCCACUUGACUCCGCGGCUCCAGACGACCCCUCACAAGCUCCAGCCGCCGCCUCACAACAUUUGAUAGUCUCCCGCUCUCGACCCUUGUCUUCCAUCUGUCCGUCGCCGGUGCACGCCCGGCUGUCCAGACACGUUUCAGGGCUGUGGAGAUGGAGCCUGUACCGACUGAUUAGAUCCGAGGAACAACCAACACAACAAGAGCCCCAAUACGACCCCCAGGGCAUACGCGCGUCGUCGGGACUCACGCUCGAGGCCGAGGCGCGCAUCAGAGAACUCAAGCGGGUUCUCAACCUGCCUGAAGACAGACCUCCCGUUCUGGCCAACUACGACACAGAGGGGCCGGAACGCGGGGAGCAGGACUGGGAACACGUGUCUGAUCACGACAUUGAGAGUAUCUUGGAAGUGGAUUUGGAAAAUGUCCUCGAACGUGUCACGGAGCGAUAUCUCGGGGGCCCGCUCGAGGAGUCGCGAAUUGUUGAGCUGGAGGGUGACUUGGAGAACAACUCAUCUCCCGACUCUGGAGAGGCUGCAAAAACACCGCCAACUAGGCAAGUGACCCCUAAGCCAGAUCCAAAGACUCCUAAACCGACACCAAGGACUUUGUGCACCCAAGACCACACUCCCACAACUCCCACAACUCCCUCCUCAACACGUGACAAUGUUCCCAGGACACAUGCGCCCAAGACGCCUCAAAGCGUACCACCUCAACGUGUCUCACCUCAUCCCGUCUCUCAGUCAUUAGCUCAUCGCACGUCUCCCACCCAAGAACCUGUAUCGGCCCUCGGCAUGACACCCAUGAACAUUCCAAAGACACCUCUGAAAGAGUCUUCAGCUAUGAGAGUGUCUUCACCCGCACAGCUGCCUCCUCUUUCGGGGAUGAGACACACCACAUCUCCAGGUGGUACCCAGGCCUCGACUCCUUCAACUCCCCCUUCACAGCUUCGGGACAGCCUCAAGUCCACUCCUGUGAAAACCGUUGCUACUCCUGUGUCAGCCUACAAGGCGCCAGUGAGAUCUGUUCCUUCGACGCCCCACAAGUCGCUGCCUUCACCUCCUUCUUCUCCCUUGGGCCAAGAACCGCAAGGGCCGUCUGCUUCUCCCUCCACGCCCAAACAACAGCCUCAGCCGUUGCCCAUGUCUCCAGGUAGGGAGGUGCUAUCUCCCGGAAACCCGUUGACGCCGGGCACAAACACAGGAACAGAUGCCACUCCUUUGUCUCCCCGGACUCCGCUUUCGCCUCCGGUGGCUUUCCACAAUCAUCAAUUGUCGCGGUCUGAGUCUCAUUCAGAGCUAUUGGAACACGUGGAGCGGUUCAAGUCCGGGUCCAUCCGGACGCUGGAGGGGGUUCAGGCCGGACUCAACGGCCAGCCCGAGCAAACCAGUGAGCAGCAAGAGUCUGAGUUAGCGCGGGUGUUUAAGCGUAUCAGAGGACGAAGGGCUGUAAUCACAUAG